AUGAUCCUCCAGUAUUCCGGCCCAUCGUUCGAUUACCCCGAAGCUGGGUACGCCACCCCACAUAAGCUGCCAUCAACGUCGCAUUCGACUGGCGUCGCCGUCAUCACCCCUAUUCAUGACUGUUUUCUCGCCUCGGAAUUUCCCUUCCUUCUUCGUCCCGUCCUCCUCUUGCCCUGGGGUAUCUCUAGAGGCCCCUCGCCGCCUCCAUUCAUCACCAUGUCGUGCAAGCACUUCAUCAACGACCCGACCCACCUAGUCACAUCCGCCCUCCAGGCUCUCACUCUCACCAACCCCAAUGUUGCGCUCGACGCCACUCACAAGAUCAUCUACCGCCGUCCCGCCGCCACUUCCCACGAUGCCGCCUCGGCGCGGAACGAGGUCUCCAUCGUCUCGGGUGGCGGCUCCGGCCACGAGCCCUCGUUUGCAGGCAUGGUCGGGCCCGGUCUGCUCUCGGCCGCCGUCGCCGGAACCAUCUUCGCCAGCCCAUCGGCCGAGCAGGUGCGCCGCGCCAUCACCUCUCGCGUCGACACGAAGGAGGGCAUCCUCGUUGUCGUCAUGAACUACACCGGCGACGUCCUCAACUUUGGCAUGGCCGUCGAAAAGGCAAAGGCCGCCGGUGACGCCGCCGUCGAGAUGGUCGUCGUCGGGGACGACGUCGGUGUCGGCAGGGCGAAAGCCGGAAAGGUUGGCCGACGGGGCAUCGCGGGGACGGUCCUGGUGUUGAAGGUGGCCGGUGCCCUCGCGGCCAUGGGGCGGCCGUUGGGUGAGGUGGCGGCCGUCGCGAGGCUGGCGGCGGCCAAUAUCGUCAGCGUAGGUGCGAGCCUUGCCCAUGUUCACGUCCCGGGACGAGCGGUCGACGCGGCGGACGCGUCUGCCUUGGCCUCCGGAGAUGUCGAGAUUGGCAUGGGCAUCCACAACGAGCCCGGCUCGGGUAGGGGAAACAUGGACCUGCCCAAGCUCGUGGCCACCAUGCUCGCCCAGCUCCUCGAUCCCGAGGACAAGGACCGUGCGUUCCUCGACGUCAACUCUCGCGAGGUCGUCCUGCUCGUCAACAACCUCGGCGGCGUCAGCGUGCUCGAGCUGGGAGGCAUCACUAGCGAAGUCGUCGGUCAGCUCGCAAGCGCGUACGGCAUCCGCCCGGUACGCGUCCUCGCCGGCGCCUUCAUGACGAGCCUCAACGGCCUCGGCUUCAGCAUCUCGCUGCUCAACGUCGUCAACACCGGCGUCGGCAUCAACAUGGUCGACCUCUUGGAUGCCCCGAGCGAGGCUACCGGCUGGGCGGCGCCGAUCCGCAAGGAGUCGUGGGAGGCAAGGAACACGUCGACGAGGGAGGACCGCGAGAGCGCGGCCCCUGACGCCAAGCCGAGCGGGCUGAAGAUGGAUCCUGCGCAGGCCAAGGCAGUGCUGACCAAGGCACUGGAAAAUGUCGUUGCGGCCGAGCCCAAGAUUACAGAGUACGACACGGUGGUUGGCGAUGGCGACUGCGGCAUCGGCAUGAAGCGGGGCGCCCAAGCAAUCCUUCGGCAUCUGAGCGAAAAGCCCCCGACCGGCGACGUCGUCGUCGACGUCGCCUCGAUCGUGUCCGUCGUGGAAAACACCAUGGACGGCACCUCGGGUGCGCUCUACGCCAUCUUUCUCAACGCCCUGGUGCACGCCCUGCGCGUUCUGGGUCCCGGCAGCGCCACCGCCGACGUCUGGGCACGCGCGCUCAAGCAGUCCUGCGACGCCCUCUCCAAGUAUACGCCGGCGCGCCCCGGCGAUAGGACUCUCGUCGAUGCGCUGCACCCCUUCGUCGAGGUACUCGCCACGACGUGCGACGUCCGGGCCGCCGCCGCCGCCGCGAGGAAGGCCGCCGACGCGACAAAGGGCAUGCAGGCGAGCCUGGGGAGGACCGUGUACGUCGGCGGGAGCGGGUACGAGCAGGUGCCCGACCCCGGCGCCUGGGGGUUGGCCUGCUUCUUUGACGGCUUGGCAGGGCUCUGA
This is a messenger RNA of Drechmeria coniospora, 1983 nucleotides long. RefSeq lists its product as uncharacterized. The transcript is spliced from 2 exons. Gene Ontology annotation, biological process: glycerol catabolic process. Bases 1 to 1983 code for a protein of 660 amino acids. The record is from RefSeq and is a predicted model, not a curated record. Lineage: Eukaryota; Fungi; Ascomycota; Sordariomycetes; Hypocreales; Ophiocordycipitaceae. Gene Ontology annotation, cellular component: cytosol. Gene Ontology annotation, molecular function: glycerone kinase activity; ATP binding.